ACGAUUUCAGUCAACAUCUUUACUUUUCUUGUCUCUUACGCCAUCUUUUUCUGGGGAUUUAUGGCGAUUUUCAUCUCAACAUGCAAGAUUUCGGCUUUGCAAGUGAUUUCUUAAGUUUGGUGCUAGUUGAUUGUAGUUUUCCAUCAGAAUUGGUGAUUAGGGUUUGGUUCUUUGGCUUGGUGAAGCUAAUUUAAAUGAUGCUUGGAGAUUAAGUCCGCUGCGUUGUUGUUUCUCAAUUGUUGAGCUGAGUUGCAUGUAAUGGAGCAUUCAGUUGGAACCGUCAUUGAUACGGUGGGUAGCGAUGAGAAGGGUGACAAAGAGAAUAACGAUAACAAGACCUGCGAUUCAGAGCCCGUGGUUUACCAACUUGUUCGGGUUGAAGGUGAUGGAAGGCUAGUUCCUGCUACUGAUGAUGAGGUUAUGGAGGUAGAGCAGUUGCUUGAAGGUGAGAAGAGGGAAGUUAAAGCUAUCAGGAAUGAUAAAGGAUGUCUUUCCGGUGAAGUUUUCUCCAAGUCUGACUUGGAAGGAAUCAUUCAAUCUGGGAAUGCUAAUGAUUCGAAAAAGUUGAAUGCUAGGCUUGAGAAUAUAAAGGUGAUGUUGCAAAAAGUUAAACAGGAAGAGCAGCUAUUGUUGUCGGGUGAAUCAUUUAAUCAUUCUCCAAAAUGUACGACCAUAGAGGAUCCAGCAUCUGAGAGAUGUAAGAACUCUAAAGCCUGUAAUAACAAGCUCCAACCUGAGAUUACAUCUAGGGAAAUAAUGCCAAGAUCUCUGGAGCUUAAUAGCAUCCACGAUUUUGAGGUAGGAAGUGCUGAAACAUGCUCAGGUCCCACAAACGAGGCAGUAUCUAGUAAAUCAUCCAUUUCUGAGUCUUGCACUAGUUUAUUCCCUGAAUUUUCUAUUCUAAGAGGAGAGAUUUGCUUGGAUAAUUUUUCAAUCCGGGAGCUUCAGGAGGCUUUUAGAACUACCUUUGGGCGUCAGACUUCUGUUAAAGAUAAAUUGUGGCUGAAGCGACGGAUAGCAAUGGGGUUAACAAAUUCCUGUCAUGUUCCGUCAGCAAGUUUUACUAUCAAAGACAACAAAAUAAUUCUCAGUGAGUCAAAAGAAGGAGAACCUGAAAGAUUGCAACAGUCCAAAAAUGAAGCUGAAUCUUUAUCAAUGAACAUUCAUGUAAUAAAUGCCAGUCCCCAAGAUUUUAAAACCAGCUUGAAUAGCAAUAUGACAGACCAACAAUUGUCUGGUAAAAGACUUGGAUUAUCACCCUCAAAUCAUGAUGUGAAUGACGAAAAUUGUCAAAUGGAGCACUGUGCUGUCAAAAGGAUGCGGAAGCCCACGAAGCGGUAUAUUGAGGAACUCUCGGAGCUUGAGACCAGGGAAUGUACUGCUAAAUCAUAUUCAUGCGUGAAAAUUUCUGAACAUAGUCAUUUCCCUUCAAAACGUCAGAUCAAGCCCGUUCGUGAUGGUAAAACCCAAAGAAGAAUCUUUUCAACCAGGCAUAUAUCUGUGGGAGGAUUCAGUUUUGAGGUACCGUAUGUGCUCAGAACCAGAAGAAGGCAACCUAGGAAGAAUUUCGUGGAUCUUAUGGAAUACAACCCUGCUACCAUCUCUCACAUGGUAAAAACAGCUGUUAUGAUUCCUGCACUGGAAGAAGGCAGCGGUAAUGGAAGCAGAUCUAGGGAAAUCGUAUCUGUUCCAAUGCAGAUAUUACAGCUGAGUGUUGCUGGUGAAGGGGACGUGAAAAUGAAUACAAAAACAUUGAAUUGUGAAGAGGAUUUAGAUCUUCACCAUAAAGGAUUAGAUGCAAAUGGAGAUACAACAUACGGUAAUGCUAAUACACAGCCAGCACCUAAGGGUAGCGCAAGGAGGAAGCAUCAUAGGGCUUGGACUUUAUGUGAGGUUCGGAAGCUAGUCGAUGGAGUAGCUAAGUACGGAGCUGGAAGGUGGUCCGAGAUCAGAAGACUAGCCUUUGCCUCUUAUUCGUAUCGAACCUCUGUUGAUCUUAAGGAUAAAUGGAGGAACCUACUGAGGGCCAGCUUAGCACAAUACCCUACUAAGAAAGAGGCAAAGAACUUCGGCAAACAGACUUCGGUACCAAUACCAACACCCAUUCUAUCUCAGGUAAGGGAAUUGGCAAAAUUGCAGACACAGACUGGAAUCAAACCUAGCCCAAAAAAGUUUGCAGGCCGUGGAGGCAGACCGCUACAAGGAGAAGGAUCUGGUUUUUUGUAACACCCAUGUAAACAAAGCAAUUAUGAGUAUUUUUUAAGCUAAUGAUUUGGUCACUUAUGUAUUGUGAUAUGUACAAUGGUCAUGAUGUGCUUUAUGCAUGCAACUCAGGAGCUUCCACCAUCUGCUUCUAUUUUCAGACUCAGCAACUUGCCAGGAUCAGCUUCUCAACA
Musa acuminata AAA Group (dessert banana) is the source of this 2396-nucleotide messenger RNA. RefSeq lists its product as uncharacterized. The transcript has 9 exons. NCBI's taxonomy places the organism in Eukaryota, Viridiplantae, Streptophyta, Magnoliopsida, Zingiberales, Musaceae. The record is from RefSeq and is a predicted model, not a curated record. Bases 259 to 2226 code for a protein of 655 amino acids.